AUGGAUACCAGGAAAGUCGGCGAAGAAGAUUUUAUCAGCAAAUUGCCUAAUGGCGUUGUGGGUCAUAUCCUCUCUUAUCUUAACAUAAAAGAAGCCUUUCAAACGGCCGUAUUGUUCAGAAGAUGGAGGAUAGAAAUCAGGUUUUUAUGGACUUUGUGGACCGAGUUCUUCGCCUUCGUGGAUCCGGAAAUAUUCAGACAUUCACUCUGGGAUUUUCUAGUUCCGUCACGUCGCGUCAAUGAAUGGAUUAGCUAUGCGCAGCGUUGCAAUGUGAAGGAGCUUGGUCUCUUCCUCUUUUUGGAAAAUGACGAAAGAAUCCGUGUUAGGUUGCCUGAAAACUUUUCAAGUUGCGCAUCACUGGUGGCACUAACACUUGGAAACGACUUCGUUUUCACUAUUCCUUCAACAAUCACAUGUUUCCCCAGUUUGAAAGUCCUUCGUGUUGGUGCUGCGUAUCCCGAUUGCGAGUUUUUGAGUACAUUAUUUUGUAGAUGUCCGGUGCUUGAAGAUUUGUUAAUCAGAGUAAUUUUGUACCAGGAUGGUGAUGAUCAGGUUAAGCAUACUUUCACGAUUUCUAUACCAACUCUGAAAAGGUUGAAGAUUGACAUUAGCAGACGAUUUGAGAUUUUCUGGGAUCAAAAGUUCAUUAUUCAGACCCCAAACCUUGAAUAUCUUACCAUUCUAGAUGAUUUCAUGACUUAUUUUGUGGUAGAUGAAAUACCCUCCCUACUUGAAGCCAAGGUUAGUAUUGUCGAUUUUACUUUCUUCUACAAGGAUAAACUAUCCCAGCAAGAAGUCCAUCGAGUGAUGAUGGGAAUUCUCAAAGGAAUUAGAAAUACCAAAUUUCUAAAUCUUAAGGCUAGUACUACUGCUGUAAGUUAAUUAUUUUCGCCCUGAUGAACAAACUUAAUU
Molecule: messenger RNA, 912 nt
Organism: Durio zibethinus
Lineage: Eukaryota; Viridiplantae; Streptophyta; Magnoliopsida; Malvales; Malvaceae
Source: RefSeq, a predicted model, not a curated record